Molecule: messenger RNA, 3787 nt
Organism: Mugil cephalus (flathead mullet)
Lineage: Eukaryota; Metazoa; Chordata; Actinopteri; Mugiliformes; Mugilidae
Gene: paxip1
Product: PAX interacting (with transcription-activation domain) protein 1
Exons: 23
Coding region: 123-3497 (1124 amino acids)
Biological process (GO): positive regulation of transcription initiation by RNA polymerase II
Cellular component (GO): nucleus
Source: RefSeq, a predicted model, not a curated record
UGGCGCUCGAGUGUCUCCGGUGUACUGUACGCUCCAAACCAGCUGCAGUAGCUCAGACCCUAUAUUCUUUUAGCUAUUGACUGUUUUUUUAAGAUAUAAUCAAAUGCCGUUGGUUGGUUAUCAUGUCUGAAGAGGAAAAUAAGGUUUCGGAUGAACUUUUCAAAGAUGUCAAAUUCUACGUGGUUGGGGACAUUGACCAAAAGGUGGUGCAGCUGUUGAAAGCUGGAAAAGGAAAGGAGGUGUCAUACAAUGCUCUGGCCACUCACAUCAUUGCAGAGGAUGGGGACAACCCUGAGGUGGGCGAGUCCAGAGAGGUUUUUGACCUUCCUGUUGUAAAGCCAUCCUGGGUGAUCCUCUCAGUCCGAUGUGGAGACCUGCUACCUGUUACUGGGUUCUCGCCAGAAUCAGGACAGAUAUUCUUUGGUGUGACAGCUUGUCUGCCUAAGCUUCCAGAUGAUCUCAACGCUUUGUGGGCCUACAUUACCUUUUAUGGGGGAGAAUGUCAGCUUAACCUCAACAAGAAGGUCACCCACUUAGUAGUGAAGGAACCUAAAGGGGCCAAGUUUGAAUGUGCCCUCAAACACCCGGGAAUCAAGAUUGUCACUCCAGACUGGAUAACAGAUUCUGUCAAAGACAAAAGUAGGAAGGAUGAGAUGCUCUAUCACCCCAGACUUACAUACGUGGAGCCAGAUGAAGAGGAAGAGAGUGAAGCAGAGUCAUAUGAACAACACUCCCAGUCAGAUGGAAGCUACAGCCCUCGGCGAUCCCGGCUGUCCAGUGGUGGUUCAUCUGGUGAGGAGUCCAGCCCCCGCAGACGUCCAGGACCCAAAAGACUGAACUCUCUCUCUCCAACGUCUUCACGCAAACCUGAGCGCCGCAGCGAACGGAUGUUCGAUGACUCAGACGAUGACUCCUCCACAGAGAAAGAGGGAACCAACCUCAACUGGACGCCAGCUGAAGUUGUCCCACCCACACCCCCUAUUUCAACAGGUACAGCCAGACGGCGUGGGCCACCUGGCAGCAAAGACCCAGUGUCAACAGGAAGUGGGCUGAUCAACCUGUGCGCCACUGUGCCUCCUGUACCUGGCAGUGGAGGAAGUAUACCAGAGGCUCGCUCUGCUACUGCCUUCAGUCAGUCCACACAACAAGGUGUACCAAUUCCAGAAGGUAUCCCUGGGUGGAGCUUGGCUGCUAGAACCCUCCGCAACAUAACAAACAACUCUGACAUGCAGCCAGCCAAUCGACCUGCCAGCGUAGCACAUAUUAUCCAGAAUCUGACAGCCAAUCAGACGAAGCCAUUGGAACAGCAGACCAAUCAGAGCCAUGCUCAGACCCUAAAUAAUACCAACCCACCUCUAUUCAAUCAGUCCAAACUGGCCAGCCAGCCCCUCACAGCAGAGCAGCAACAGUUACUACAACAAUCACACCAGGCUGCUCAGCAACAACAUCAACAGUUACCACAGCAACCACCGCAUCAAAUGAUGCACCUUCAACAGCAGCAUCAGAUGAUGCAGUUACAACAUCAACAGCAACAGUCACAAGUUGCACAACAACCAGGGUUUCCACAGUUGCCCCAACAGCAGCAGCAGCAGUUUCAGCUGCAACAACAGCAAAUGCACCAACAGCAGAUGUUUUCCCAGCAUCAGCAGCAGCAGCAGCAGCAGCAGCAGCAGCAUGCAUUCUCCCAGCAGCAGCUGCGGCCCCAACAGCUUAUACGGCCUGGUCUACAGCUGCAGCAGCAACAGGCUUUGCAGCAACAGCUCCAGCAGUUUCAGCAGCAGCAACGCAUGCAGAUGCUACAGCAGAAUCAGCAGCAGUUGCAUCCCCAGCACCUGCAGCAGCAGCAACAACAACAACAACAACAGCAGCAGCAGCAGCAGCAGCAGCAGCAGCAUUUCUUGCAACAGCAACACAUGCAGCAGAUGCAGAAGCAGCACUUGCAGAGUCAGCAACAACAGGUUCUACAGCACCAGAACCAGCAGGUCCUGCAGCAGCAGCAGCAGCAGCAGACGACAACAACAGUGCAGCCUCAGUCCCAGCCGCCUCCUCACAUCACCCAGUUGUUUGGACACGAGCCAGGACAAGAAAUUCCCCAAGAUGGCUUCCUGUUGGGUUGUGUGUUUGCUGUUGCUGACUAUCCAGAACAGAUGGCUGACAAACAACUUCUGGCCACAUGGAAGAGGGUCAUUCAGGCAUGUGGAGGGACUGUUGACACCACCCUGACCAGCCGGUGCACCCACCUGCUGUGUGAAAGUCAAGUCAGCAACAUGUAUGUACAGGCACUCAGGGAGGGAAAGCGCUGUGUAACCGCUCACUGGCUCAACACCGUGUUGAAAAGGAAGAGGAUGGUUCCUCCUCAUCGGACGCUACAUCUGCCUUUUGCCUUCCCUCCUGGAGCCAAACCCUGCUCUCAGCAUAUUAUAUCAGUGACUGGUUUUGUGGAUUCUGACCGAGAUGACCUGAAGCUCAUGGCCUACCUGGCUGGUGCCAGAUACACUGGAUAUCUGUGUCGCGGAAACACUGUCCUCAUCUGCAAAGAACCAAGUGGGCUUAAAUAUGAGAAAGCCAAGGAGUGGAAGAUCCCAUGUGUGAAUGCCCAGUGGCUGUGUGAUAUACUACUGGGAAACUUUGAAGCUCUGCGACAGAUUCAGCACAGCAGAUACUCCAUCUACACACACAAUGAGCCACUGUUGCCUAACCCACAACUGGUCCAGAACCUACUGGCCUCGUGGAGAACGCCAAUCAAAGUAUCCCCUGAAGCUUUGGCAAACCUCCAACUGCUCCAAAAGCAGAAGAAUACUGACUCCAACAACCCACCUGCAAACAAGAAGGCCAGACUGGAGGAGAUCCAGUCCCCCAGUAAGAAGCUUCCUCCAGAGUCUACUCCUCGAGUCAUGUUCACAGGCUUUGAGCCAAUGCAAGUGCAACAGUACACAAAGAGGUUAAAUGCAUUAGGUGGUGAAGUUGCAGAUAGCAGUCAGAAGGUCACUCACCUGGUGGCCAAUAAGGUGACUCGCACCGUCAAGUUCCUCACUGCCAUGUCUGUGGUCAAACACAUUGUCAGCCCAGAGUGGCUGGAGGAGAGCUGGAGGAGCCAGAAAUUUGUGGAUGAGCAGAACUACCCUCUGAGGGAUGCUGAGGCAGAAGUGUUGUUUGGCUUCAGUCUGGAGGAGUCACUUAAAAGAGCCCACAGUGCACCACUCUUUAAGGGGAAAUACUUCUACCUCACCCCUGGGAUCUGCCCCAGCCUUAGCACCAUGAAGUCCAUUCUGGAGAGCGCUGGAGGAAAGCUGCUGGCCAAACAACCUUCAUACAGAAAGAUCAUGGAGUACAAACAGAACAAGAACCUUCCGGAGAUCAUCUUAAUUUCCUGUGACAAUGACCUCCACCUAUGUAGAGAAUACUUCUUGAAAAACAUAGAUGUCCACAAUGCUGAAUUCAUCCUGACUGGAGUUCUCACCCAGAAGCUUGAUUAUGACUCGUAUAAAUUCACUUGAUGGUGCAGCAGUGAAGACACUAAGAAGAAGAAGGGGAGGCAGAGAUGAAGACGGCACCUGUGUACAGUCCAGAUACACCGACUUUUCUAUGUUUUUAAUUCUGUUGAUAGAUAUCCAGUCAUUUUGUAGCUUUUUGUUACCUGUUUUAGAUAAAUGGAUGUUAUUUUUGGGGGAAAUUACUGUUUAAAUUAUCAAUUAAUAAAUCUUUUACAUGUUGUUGAAACAGAUUGUGUAAAGGCUUCAGCUUGGACACGUUUUUUGGAAUAAAAACUAUAUUGUUUGUGCAAAAA